Messenger RNA from Synchytrium microbalum, 1272 nucleotides. RefSeq names its product glutaminyl-tRNA synthase (glutamine-hydrolysing). The coding region runs from base 1 to 1272 and encodes 423 amino acids. The transcript has 10 exons. Lineage: Eukaryota; Fungi; Chytridiomycota; Chytridiomycetes; Synchytriales; Synchytriaceae. The record is from RefSeq and is a predicted model, not a curated record.
AUGUCGUUUGAUAUAGCUUGGGGAGUCGUCAAGUUUGCUAAAGAUCCUCCAGUAACUGGAAAUUCGUAUGUCGCAACUCUGUUGUUGCACGCUGGUGCUGUAGUAUAUGUCAAGACAAACAUUCCACAGCUGAUGAUGACAUGGGAAUCGCACAAUGAAGUGUGGGGUCGAUGCUUGAACCCAUGGAACCGGAAGCUUGGUGCUGGGGGCUCAUCAGGUGGCGAAGGUGCUUUAAUUGCUGCUCGUGGUAGUCCACUAGGUGUAGGCACGGAUAUCGGUGGAUCAGUGAGACUCCCAGCAUCCAUCAACGGCAUCUAUACUGUCAAACCAAGCGCAUUUAGAUUCGCACACGGUGGCUCAAGAGCACCCAUGGUACAAGGUCUUCCUCUGCUCAUUGUCGGCGUGAAUGGUCCAAUGUCGAACUCGUGUGAUGAUCUCGACACGUACGGCAAGAUCUUUUGUACUGGUGGUGGGCCAGAGUGUAAUCUGGAUCCUAAUGUGGUUCCCAUUCCAUGGAGGAAAAUCUCGUUGCCAGUGAAACUGCGAUUCGGAUACUUUGUUGAUAAUGGUUACUGUGCACCCGUCGCACCUGUCUCCAACGCUGUGGAAUCUGCCAUCAACAGCCUACGCAAAGCUGGUCAUGAAAUGAUUCCAUUCCCAAUGUUUAAUGUUGAGAAAGUCAUGGAGUCUGCUAACGCAAUCUUCCAAGGCUACCAAGACCAAAUCUAUGAAAACCUGUACAAGGAUGGAGGAGAAGGUCUCGUACGAAGCAUGGUUGCCGGCUCAUACGUCGACAUGGCAACCAAAGGUCCAGCACCCCAAAUGGUGGCCUCCGAAGUCUGGCAGCACUUCAUACUGAGAGAAGCCACCAAGAUCUACUACACACGGACAUUCAACGACCUGAAACUCGACGGUGUCAUCUCUCCCGUCGUUGCACUCCCAACCGUCCUCCACGACGCGACUGGAUCUGAUCUCACAGGUGGAGCGAUAUCAUAUACUACUGUGUGGAAUUACACUGAUGUGUCGGCAGGUGUUAUACCAUACCACACUGUAACAUCACCGCUAGGAGCUGAUGCACCUAAACCGUUGGGACGUGGAUUCCGUAACAAUAGUGAGAAGCUUACGCAUGAAGCUUAUUCGCAGGAUCCGAUGGCGUAUAAGAAUAGUAAGGUUGGAAUUCAAGUAUCAGGGCUGAGAUAUCAGGAGGAGAAGGUUGUUGCAAUGAUGAGGGUGAUUGACGCCGUGUUGAAGGCUUCGUUAGCCAAGAUGUAA